AUGUUGUGGUGGUUUCUGCUUCCCCUGUUUAGCCUCGCUUGGGUUGAGAGCACCGCCAUGCCAGCGACUCCCGAGAUGAAGGUCAAGCAACUUUUUGCCCCGUUAAGUCGUCGUGGCAUACCUAUGUUUCAAGGGUAUACGAGCGGUGGUGCCAAUGAGACCCGCGAGAUGCAGAAAAUCAGGGAAGGCUUUGGGGAUACGGUCUCGGUCAUUGGGACUCUUAUGAAUGAAGUCAAUUUUGAUCUCCGGGAGAAAGUCGCGAAGAAAUAUUUUCCCAUCCAUGGCAACUCUUCGACAGCGAGCUUUGCAGCGUGGAAUAUGCUAGCAAAUAUGGUCUCUGAGAACGUCAUAACACAGAGGAAAAGCCAUGGUCUCGACGGCGAUCUUUCCCCUGCUGUAGGUGAUCUCAGAAUCAUUAAAGAGGGUUCUGAAAAGCACGCCAGAUAUUGCAAAGACACUUCUUGGUCAUGGAUGUGGCCGGGAACAAUCACCUUCUGCGAAUCUUUCUUGAAGGCUAAGCAGCUCCACCAGACUGAUUGUAAUGAUAUUGGCGACAAACUGAAGAUAGCCCCAGCUUGGGCGAAAGCUAAAGAUACGGACAUGAGCAAGGCAGCGGUUAUUAUUCACGGGCUUUCGAUGUAUCCACCAAUCGCCAAACCAAUCCUUGAGAACUUCUCUAUUUGCAAAAAUAGGGAAGUAACAGGGAGAGGGGUUAAUGAGACAGUCGAUAUUGCCACCGGACCAUACGGAGCGCGAGACUUGCUGAAGAAGCCUCAUCCUGAGAAGGCUUUUUGUAAUGGCGACAGUUAUGUGUGGUUUGUUACGGAACUUUACUUGACAUACAAAUGCAAGAGGUCAUUUCAAUAA
Messenger RNA from Penicillium alfredii, 867 nucleotides. RefSeq lists its product as uncharacterized. Gene Ontology annotation, molecular function: metallopeptidase activity. The record is from RefSeq and is a predicted model, not a curated record. Lineage: Eukaryota; Fungi; Ascomycota; Eurotiomycetes; Eurotiales; Aspergillaceae. The coding region runs from base 1 to 867 and encodes 288 amino acids. The transcript is spliced from 4 exons.